GCUCCCAUCCCUCUCUCCUCUCCUCUCCUCUUGAGCCCUCCCCCCUCACUCAACCCUGGGGGUUAAAGUCUCGUGGAGAUAGAGAUAGAGAGAGAGAGAGAGAGAAGCAAAUAAUAUAUAAUAAUAAUAAUAAUCAAUGAUAAAAAGAAAGAAAAGUUUAUUCGAAAGGGAAAGGCAAAGGGGAAAGUGAAAGACACUGUUUUUUUUUUUUUUGUAUAAUUUUAUUUUUCUCGAAGUUUUUCGAGUAAAAAUUCGGUCUUGCCUUUUGGGUUGUGUGUUGGCAGUGCCCUUUUGAUGUAGCAGCUCAACGUUUCUGAGAUCGAGCAUUUUGAUCUGUUGGGUCGGUUUUCAGCUCAAUGUGAAGUGGGGUGGGUAGGAAUGGAAACUUUUCUCGGAUGUGGCCUUCUCUUUUGGAUCUGAGGGAAAUUUUGGUUCGGCAAGGUCAAGGUCUGUCGAUGGCGAGAAGGAAGGUUCUUCGAGAUUUUUGGCUCCUGCUGAUCUUCAUUCUCCGCUCAUUAUGUCUCCUACGAGCUAACAUGGAAGGUGAUGCUUUGCAUAGCCUGAGAACUAACUUACAAGAUCCCAAUAAUGUCCUGCAAAGUUGGGAUCCUACCCUUGUCAACCCUUGUACGUGGUUUCACGUGACGUGCAACAAUGAUAAUAGUGUCAUAAGAGUGGACCUCGGAAAUGCAGCUUUGUCUGGUCAACUGGUCCCACAGCUUGGCUUACUAAAGAAUUUACAAUACUUGGAGCUCUACAGCAACAAUUUAAGUGGACCUAUUCCUAUUGAUCUCGGAAAUCUAACCAGUUUGGUGAGCUUGGAUCUUUACUUGAACAACUUUACUGGUCCCAUUCCAGAUACACUUGGGAAGCUGUCAAAGCUGCGAUUUCUGCGGCUUAACAAUAACAGCUUGACUGGUCCAAUUCCCAUGUCAUUGACUAAUAUCUCAUCUCUACAAGUGCUGGAUCUGUCAAACAAUCGACUCUCAGGAGAAGUUCCUGACAAUGGCUCUUUCUCCUUGUUCACUCCUAUCAGUUUUGCCAACAAUUUGAAUUUAUGUGGGCCUGUGACUGGGCGGCCUUGCCCAGGAUCGCCUCCAUUUUCUCCUCCUCCUCCAUUUGUUCCUCCACCACCAGUUUCUUCCCCAGGAGGCAGUAGUGCAACAGGAGCAAUUGCUGGAGGAGUUGCAGCUGGUGCUGCCUUACUUUUUGCUGCUCCUGCAAUCGCAUUUGCUUGGUGGCGCCGCAGGAAGCCCCAAGAAUAUUUUUUCGAUGUGCCAGCCGAAGAGGACCCAGAAGUUCACUUGGGCCAGCUGAAACGAUUCUCUCUCCGAGAACUACAGGUUGCAACCGAUAGCUUUAGUAACAAGAACAUUCUUGGCAGAGGUGGAUUUGGGAAGGUUUACAAGGGACGUCUAGCAGAUGGCUCUCUUGUGGCAGUGAAGCGACUAAAAGAGGAGCGUACGCCAGGCGGCGAAUUGCAGUUUCAGACUGAAGUUGAGAUGAUUAGCAUGGCCGUCCAUCGGAAUCUCUUGCGAUUACGUGGGUUUUGCAUGACUCCUACUGAGAGAUUGCUUGUUUACCCUUACAUGGCUAAUGGAAGUGUUGCAUCAUGUUUGAGAGAACGGCCCCCAUCACAGCCACCGCUUGAUUGGCCCACUAGGAAGCACAUUGCCCUGGGAUCUGCAAGGGGUCUUUCUUACUUGCAUGAUCACUGUGACCCCAAAAUUAUCCACCGUGAUGUGAAAGCCGCUAAUAUCCUUUUAGACGAGGAGUUUGAGGCUGUUGUUGGUGACUUUGGGUUGGCGAAACUUAUGGACUACAAGGAUACUCAUGUGACAACUGCGGUUCGAGGAACAAUUGGACACAUAGCUCCUGAGUAUCUCUCUACUGGUAAAUCGUCGGAGAAAACUGACGUUUUUGGUUAUGGCAUUAUGCUUCUAGAGCUAAUUACAGGGCAGAGGGCUUUCGAUCUUGCUCGGCUCGCUAACGAUGAUGAUGUCAUGCUGCUCGACUGGGUCAAAGGGCUCCUCAAGGAGAAAAAGCUAGAGAUGCUGGUCGACCCUGAUCUCCAAAAGAAUUACAUCGAAUCUGAGGUGGAGCAAUUAAUCCAAGUUGCAUUGCUAUGCACUCAAGGGUCUCCUAUGGACCGACCAAAGAUGUCAGAAGUCGUGAGGAUGCUUGAAGGAGAUGGCUUAGCUGAGAGGUGGGACGAAUGGCAAAAGGUCGAAGUUCUUCGUCAAGAGGUUGAAUUAGCCCCUCAUCCGAGUUCCGACUGGAUUGUUGACUCAACAGAUAACCUACAUGCGGUCGAGUUAUCGGGUCCAAGAUGAUGCCCUGGUAAAGGAAAGAAUCAUUUUAGUAGUCAUUUUCCUUCUCUCUCUCUCUCUCUCUCUUCUUUUUAAUGGUGAUUUUUUUUCUUUCAUUUCUUACCCCCGAAUAGCACCGUCCUGAUUUAUCAUCUGUAAGCCUGUGAUGUGCAUUGUAAUUCAUAUUGUGCAUAUGAGUUAGUAAGCUUGCUGAGGUGAAAUUGAUCAUCUUCUGUUUCGGAGUUAUAAUGGAGCAUUAACACAAUUUAGCAAGUUGGUCCCAAUUCAUGGAUCGAGGCAUCUGGAAAAGAGGAAUAGGUUGGGAGUUUGCCAGUGGCUACAACAUUUUGCAAACAACUCUCUUCACUAAUAAUAAUGAAAAGAAAAGGAUCAAUCUGGGCCGCUCUCUGGCUGGCUGGCUGUCCGUUUGCCUGUGCGCCUGCCUGCCUGUGCCUGUGCCUGUCAUCAGAGUAUUCAAUGCCGUUUGCUCAGGUGCUUACUGUACUGUACUGAUGAUAUUAGUAAUCAAUGAGAUUAUGGGUGAUUGGUUCGGA
Punica granatum (pomegranate) is the source of this 2863-nucleotide messenger RNA. The record is from RefSeq and is a predicted model, not a curated record. NCBI's taxonomy places the organism in Eukaryota, Viridiplantae, Streptophyta, Magnoliopsida, Myrtales, Lythraceae.